ACAACGAUAUCAUAAUAUUUUUUGUAAAUCAUAAUAUAUUGUAAAACGUGUAUCAAAUUAUAAAUAUAUGGAUAUUGGAUAGUAUUGAAAAGAAUAUUUAUGAUCAUAUUCGAAAUGCAUAAUGAUAUAAUACUAUAAAUGCAUUUUUGACUUUGUGUACACAAUUCGAAUUCUAAUAAAAAUUUACAAAAUCUAUUAAAAGCAAAAAUGGUGGAUGUAUACGUGCCAAUGCAAAUUCUGUAAAUAGUAAAAAUUACAUUCAUUUUAGGUAGGAAACAAUUUCCUAAUAAUUAUGAAUUAUGCCUCUGGCUGACAUAAAAUUAUAAUUACCUAGGUAGGUAUGGACUACUGGUAAAUAUAUAAUCUAGUUGUUUGUUCGUUAAUAUACUAAUAUAUCUAAUAUAACAGUACAGAUACUAUUAUCGAGUUAAUUUUAAUAGUUUCACAAUGUCUGAUAAUUCGUUUGAACUGCCUUGGAGCGAUGACAGUCCAUUGCACUUUGGAAAUAUUCCAGAAAAUCCAGUAAUUGGUGAGAUUAUCUGUCAAUUGGAAAAUUGUUUACGGCAAAGAGAAAAACUCAGUUGUCCUAGCGAUGAAAUAGACAUUAGAAUACUAUCAGUCACUCGAUGUGCUAUGGAUAGCGUUAAGAAUUUAAUGGAACACAAUUUAACGCCGUUAACAGACAUCCAAAAACAGAUUUUAAUUAACAAAUGUAGGUUGUUUAUAAAAGAUGCAAUCAAAGUUAUUGAGAAAACCUUGAAAAUGCAACCAACCUAAGUUAUAUGUUGAGUAAAAUCAAAUAAAUAUGUAUAUAGCUACCUAAAACAACUGUUGACUGCUAUAGAAUAACUGUCUUUUUUUAAAAAUUGUAAUGAUCAAUUCAUAGAUACUAUACUUUUACCCUAAAAAAAGCACAAUGUCUAUAGCUGUAAGCCUGUAACUAUCUUAUGAUAUCCAAAUCCCAUUAUCCUCUAUAUGCUGACCUAUAGUUAGGUUAGGUUACAGUGCGUCUACCUACAAUAAUAGAAGGUUAAAAUAUAGUAUUAUUAUUAUUUUGUAAAAUACAAGCCAUGGCUAACGAAGAAAUAGAUACCACUGUCCACUGGAUAUUUUAACGUCAGCAUUAUAGACGAAGAAAAUCAUCUGAUGAAACAAAUCGAGAAAUAUCUUGAAUAAGAUAUAAUGGGCGAACUUUUAGGUCGACGCUAAGGUUCAAGAUUUGGAUAUCGGGAUGAAACCGGCCGUGGAUUCGGACCAGAGGCGGCCCCACACAAAAGGAGCGUCUUUGUUUCUUCUCCGCGGCAUGGUAAGGCGUUAAACAGCCAACAGGACAGACGCCUGUUGAGUGUGUGUUGCCACCGGUACAAUGGACAGUCCAGACUUCCAGGUCCCCUCUCGUCCGACUCCUCCUCACCCACAGUCGGCAUCAUCCCCAGUGGUGGAAGUGGCUAAAAAUUAGUGGAAACACCUUUCAUAGUUUAUAUGGUUCUCGCAAAUAUAUGGUUUGAACAACAGUUGUAUAAAAUAAGUGGAGGGAUAGAAAAUUUGAAUUAUAAAAAGUGGGGAGAUCACAGCUCCCCCCCCCCCCCGACACUUCAACUGGACAAACGUAAAUUGCGCCCAACGAAGGGAAAAAGUUGUAAUAAAUAUUUUAUGCAAGAUCAAUUUAUGUUAAUAAAGGGUUAGUUUAACUAGAGUUAAUAGUAAUACAAUUAUACUCAAGUUGUAUAAUAUCAGCAAAGUUCUCACAACUCACAAGCCCCCUAUCCGAAUAAUGUUUCGGAAUCCGAAACAUUAUUAAUUGAAUUAAUUUGAUAUUUUUUUCCUAAUAUUUCGAUGAAUUCAAACAUCAUAUUUUGUGUUUAUUGGAAAAAAUUACUUAACAGAUUGUAUGAUUACUAUACUAAAAUAAAGACAAAUAUAUACCAGCAUAGUAAUGAGACAUCAUCUUUGCGUAUUCAACACUAUCACACGUAAAAGGUUUUCUAAACUAUUACCCAAACGGCCAAACGUUAAGUCGUUUGAAAUCGUUAAUAUAACGAUUAUAGCGAUAAACGUUGGGCUUACCCGCCAAUAAAUGAACAAGUGUUUCAAAUAAUAUAUGUGCGUAUAAUAGAUAUCCAUGAAUUCGAGGCCACUUGGAUACUAUGGGCGCAAUCUACUACAUGCCUAUUUCAGAAAACAAAAAUUCCCGGGGGAAUUUAAAUACUUGCUGUUCAAUAUGGGCGCAAUUUACAAGCUCUCCUCCGACCACUGUUCAUCCCGAUUUCCAAAACUUGAACCUCUGCCGAUUGAAUUAAUGGCUAGCAGACUCCCACGUCGACAUCGUCGGACCAGCGUAAACUGAUAACGUCUGCCUUUGCUUGAUGCGUGAGCUUUACUCCCGCGCACCCAUUGUGUCUUGUCUGGUGUUUGUUUACUAUUACUUACCAAUUUAACUAGGCAAUUGCUUAGGUAAUUUUUUUAAAUUUACUGUCAUAAUUUUUGCGACCAUUUUGUGUGAAUUCUGUCGUUAGGUUUUUUUAAAUUUUUUCCAACAGAAUAAUGGGCCGCACUGUACAUGCUUGUGUUUAAGCCACGAAGAGUUAACCAACAACGUUUUUGUUACGCACCAAAACUCAAUAAAAUAUUGUAAUAUUGAUAGGUAUUUUUAGUCAGGUGAAUGUAAAAUAAAUAAUAACUAAUUGUUAACCGGAGUGA
Molecule: messenger RNA, 2700 nt
Organism: Myzus persicae (green peach aphid)
Lineage: Eukaryota; Metazoa; Arthropoda; Insecta; Hemiptera; Aphididae
Exons: 1
Coding region: 448-777 (109 amino acids)
Source: RefSeq, a predicted model, not a curated record